AUGAACAGAUCGACCGUCACAGUCAGGCGCCUCGACGGCGGGGAUGAACCGCUCAAGGGCUCGGCCGUCACUCUCUUUGAGGACGUCUCCGCCCUCUCGACCCGGCACGGGAGGCCAGUGCCCGCUCCGGUGAUGGAGGGCUGCCUCGCUGCGCUCGGGCCGGGUGCGAGGAUGGCGAGGGCCUCCCUCGUGCAAGCCGAGUGCUGGGGAUGGCUCCUCGCUCCCCACCCACCCGACCUCGUCGCCAUCUCGCCGACCGGCUCUGGCAAGACUCUCGCCUUCCUCCUCCCGCUCAUCGCCGACCUGGCCGCAGGGCCGCCGCCGCCGCCUCCGCCGGUCACCGACGUGCUGCCAGACGCCGGGGCACUCGCCGAGCUGAGGAUCGCGCCGGAUGGAGGAGGCGAAGGAGAGGGCGAGGGCCGAGGGGCAAGCGGCGUGGAGAGCUUCGAGGAAGGCGGCGAGGGCGGCGAGCAAGACAGCGGGCUCCGGCCACCCUGGCAGCACGGGUGCGCGCGGGGCUGUGAGCAGGUGUCGCCGGUCGGGCUGGUGCUGGCGCCGACGCGAGAGCUGUGCCUGCAGACGGCGGAGGUGGCGCGGCGCGUCGCGAGCCACACCGCCCCCGCCGCGCCUCGAGACCUCUCGCAGCGGGCUCGCGGCGCCGCCCUCGCCUCCUUCCGGCGCGGCGAGGCGGAGGUCCUCGUCGCCACCGACGUCGCCGCACGCGGACUCGACGUCCCUUCGGUGGCGCACGUCGUCAACCUCUCGGGCGGGCUGUCCAUCGACGCGUACUUGCACCGCGGUGGACAGUGCGGGCAGGGCGGGAUGGGCGUGUCGCACACCUUCGUCACCGAGGGCAAUGCGCCUCUCGCGCCGGUUCUGGUGCAACUGCUCGAGCGGCGCCUCAGCCUCCUCUGGGUGUCCUCUUCGAACCUUCUCGAAACCGUCUUUCAAGUUCAAUUGCUCUAG
Messenger RNA from Emiliania huxleyi CCMP1516, 966 nucleotides. RefSeq lists its product as hypothetical. The transcript has 8 exons. The record is from RefSeq and is a predicted model, not a curated record. Bases 1 to 966 code for a protein of 321 amino acids. Lineage: Eukaryota; Haptophyta; Isochrysidales; Noelaerhabdaceae.